Messenger RNA from Cygnus atratus (black swan), 2621 nucleotides. Its product is annotated as myb-related transcription factor, partner of profilin-like. The record is from RefSeq and is a predicted model, not a curated record. Gene Ontology annotation, cellular component: nucleus. The transcript is spliced from 4 exons. Lineage: Eukaryota; Metazoa; Chordata; Aves; Anseriformes; Anatidae. The coding region runs from base 258 to 2027 and encodes 589 amino acids.
GAGUUCCGCCGAGGCGGGAGCCAUUACCCGCCGCCGCCGGAGCUGAGCCUUUACCGACACCGGCCCCGACGUCGCUGCCCCCCUUCCCCCCCUUUCCCCGUUCCCCUUCCCCCCCCCCCCCCCCCCUCCCCUUCCCCAUUGCAAGCCCGGCCCGGUACAGGUGCUCUCGAGCUGGGGCGAGGGGAUGAGGUGCCCCCCUGCCGCGUGGUGUGCCGAAGCGGCUCUUUAGAUCCUCCCCGGCCCAAGCCUCCCCUGCCAUGGAUGCCUCGGGGGCUCUUGCUUCGGCUCCCUCCUCCGCGGCUCCCUCGGGCUCCCGCAGCCCCAUGUUUCCCCCAGGAGCUGACAGAGAGGAGUGGGGACCGAGGUUCAAUUGUGCCCCUUCCACCUCUGCUGCAGCCUCGCAGGCGAUGCCAGCAUCUGGCCGGAAGAGGAAGGCCAACUUCUCCAAUGACGAGACCGAGACACUGGUCUGGAAUGUGGUCCGGCAUUUCAGCGCCCUGUAUGGGUCUGAAGCCCUGCGGGCUCACCCCGUGCGGCGGAAGCAGCUCUGGACCCAAAUCCAAAGCCGCGUCAACUUCCUGGGCUACACCGAGCGCUCCAUCGACGACCUCAAGCACAAGUGGCGCGACCUGCGGUUGGACGUCAAGAAAAAGAUCACCUCCAAGAAGCACCUGCCUAUGAACCGCGCUGGCGGGCCGCUGCACAAGCCGCGCCUCACGCCCCUGGAGAAGAUGGUGGCUUCCACCUUCUUGCAGGCCAGCCACGACUCGGAGCCCGAAAUCAUCUUGGACCCAGAUCUGUUCUUCCCCGGCGCAACCAAACAGUCCUUCAUGCACCUGCAGCCCGGCGUGAGCCACCCCAGCAUCUACAUCGACACCAACGGGCAGCCCUCAUCCCUGCCCGACGUGGAGGGCUCCGCCGUGCCCCGGCUGGCGGUGCAGAGCCCGGACCCCUCGGUCAUCUGCGAGUACAGCCGAGGGGAAGGGCAGAGCAGUUCGGCCGAGUCGGGACCAGAACUGCGAACUCCGGACAUGACAGCCAUUUCCCCAUCCCUGCGAAACGAGUCCCUCGUCUCCUACGCCUCCAUGUCGGAGGAGGAGGAACGGGAAGGCCGGGAGGUGGAGAGGGGCCACGGAGGGGCCAUGGGGCUGCAGCCUGGGCCCGAGGCCCCGAUGUCCGCGGAGGAGGACAUGAAACUGUCCCGCCAGGCCAUGCUGAUCCGCCGGUGCAGCUCCCAGGGCUCCGUCACUUCCCUGCCCGAGGACCCUCUCAACCCCGUGGACGCUCACUCGGACUGGGGACACGAGGGGGUGUCCGACCUGCCCCCCCUGGGCCGCUCGCUCGACUCCUCGCACCCCGAGGAGCAGGCGGGGGGCCCGGGCCCGGAGAUGGGCGCUUUGCCCAGGGUACUGAUGGGCCCCACCUGGGAGAAGCCGAUGGAGGAGGAGCCGCCGGCACGCUCCCCGCUGCACGGCGCCCUGACUGAGGAGUCGCUGCCCUCCUCCGCCUCCCCCCCGGGGGACCCCCCUGCCGCCCCCGGCCCGGCCCGCGGCGGCGUGGGCUGCUCCCGCCUGCGGGAGGACCGCCGGGAGAGCUGGAGGACUAACAUCCAUCACCUGCUGGACCUGGAGGAGCAGUGGGACCAGCUGUACCACCAGGAGCUGGCCAUGUGGCAGGAGGAGCGGGCCACGCAGCGCGAGGAGAGGGCCCGCGACCGCGAGCUCCAGUUCCGCCUGCUGGGCGUCCUGACGGACAUCCGCGACGAGCUGCGCUACCUGCGCCAGGAGAGGGCCAGCGCCCGGCAGAGCCAGGCGCCGCCGGCCGAGCCCCGGCCGGACCCCAGCCCGCUCCUCGAGCAGCCCAAAGCCGAGCCCAGCUUCCCCGAGCCGCAGGCCGGGACCGCCGGCUGGGCAGAGACCGCCGUGCCCAGCCGAAGCCCCUUCGGGAACCGGGGCCGGGGCCGGCGCAGAGGGCGGCCGCGCGGCUCUGCCUCCAGACACAGACGGCUCUUCCUCACCAACAGCUAGGGCAGGCGGGGACGCUGUCCCGCGAAGGACGUGGUGUGCGUACAGCCCUCCCUCCCCGCGCGGGGCUCCGGGUGUGCGGUGGGUGCCUGGCCACGGACCGACGGGUGUGCUCACGGGGGAGCGGUGUGCGUGUGUCGCGGAGGCGUGCGCGAGCGCGCGGCCGUGAGCAAGGUUGGUGCCCGCCGUGCCGCCGUGCCCAGACCCCGUGAGCACGGGGGAGGUACGAGGGGACACGCGGGCAGCUGGCGCCGCGCGUGCCUGCGAGCCUGCCGUGUGCUGGGCGAGUUUGGAGCACGCUGGCCACGUGCGCAAGCCCGGGUCAGGAGGCGGCGAUGCACACUCGUGUGCAAGGUGUGCGCACACACCCGGGAGGUGCCGGCGGCCGUGGCUGAGCCUCUGCUCCCGCGGGCAGCCCGGAGCGAGCGGCGGGAGGCGUGCAUGCGCGGGUGCCAGCGGGGCGUGUGACAGCGCUAGUCGAGUAGGAUUACUACCUUGGGGGGGUGGGGAGUUAGGAACACUUAGUCGCUGAUGUGCGAACAUUUUAUGCAAAUCAUUUAAUGACCUAAUUUGCAUAUAACCCAUAAACUUCUGUUU